Betta splendens (Siamese fighting fish) is the source of this 1728-nucleotide messenger RNA. It is a transcript of the gene eif3eb, whose product is annotated as eukaryotic translation initiation factor 3, subunit E, b. The record is from RefSeq and is a predicted model, not a curated record. Gene Ontology annotation, molecular function: translation initiation factor activity. Gene Ontology annotation, biological process: translational initiation. Lineage: Eukaryota; Metazoa; Chordata; Actinopteri; Anabantiformes; Osphronemidae. The transcript is spliced from 13 exons. The coding region runs from base 71 to 1411 and encodes 446 amino acids. Gene Ontology annotation, cellular component: eukaryotic translation initiation factor 3 complex; cytoplasm; nucleus.
AUGACGUAGACGCACUGGGUUCUGUCCAUCUCCCGUUGGUCAAUAAAGUUUUUUAUUUAAGUCGGUCAACAUGGCGGAUUACGACUUGACAACUAAGAUAGCACAUUUUCUGGACCGGCAUUUAGUUUUUCCUCUUCUGGAGUUUUUGUCAGUGAAGGAGAUAUACAAUGAGAAGGAGCUUCUGCAAGGAAAGCUGGACCUCCUCAGCGACACUAACAUGGUGGAUUUUGCCAUGGAUGUGUACAAAAACCUGUACUCGGAUAAGGAAAUCCCACACUCUUUGAGAGAGAAGAGAAGUACAGUGGUGGCCCAGCUGAAGCAGCUCCAAUCAGAGACUGAGCCAAUUGUCAAGAUGUUUGAAGACCCAGAAACCACUCGGCAGAUGCAAUCCACAAGGGAUGGGAGAAUGCUGUUUGACUAUUUGUCUGAAAAACACAAUUUUCGUCAAGAAUACUUGGACACUCUAUAUAGAUAUGCCAAAUUCCAGUAUGAAUGCGGUAACUACUCUGGGGCUGCAGAGUACCUCUACUUCUUUCGUGUUCUGGUUCCUUCAACAGACAGGAAUGCUUUGAGCUCUCUUUGGGGAAAACUGGCCUCAGAGAUACUGAUGCAGAACUGGGAAGCUGCCAUGGAAGAUCUCACACGCUUAAGGGAGACUAUUGAUAAUAAUUCUGUGAGCUCUCCUCUCCAGUCACUGCAGCAGAGGACCUGGCUAAUUCACUGGUCCCUCUUUGUGUUUUUUAAUCACCCCAAAGGCAGAGACAACAUCAUUGAACUCUUCCUAUACCAACCUCAGUAUCUGAAUGCCAUUCAGACAAUGUGCCCACACAUCCUGCGGUAUCUUACAACUGCAGUCAUCACCAACAAGGAUGUGCGUAAACGCCGGCAAGUGCUCAAGGACUUGGUGAAAGUCAUUCAACAGGAGUCGUACACAUACAAGGACCCAAUCACAGAGUUCGUGGAGUGUCUCUAUGUGAACUUCGAUUUUGACAGUGCCCAGAAGAAGCUGAGGGAGUGUGAAUCAGUUCUUGUGAAUGAUUUCUUUUUGGUCGCUUGCCUUGAGGACUUCAUUGAAAAUGCUCGUCUCUUCAUCUUUGAGACCUUCUGUCGGAUUCAUCAGUGCAUCAGCAUCAACAUGCUGGCAGACAAGCUCAACAUGACGCCAGAGGAGGCGGAGAGGUGGAUCGUCAACCUCAUCCGUAACGCCAGACUUGAUGCUAAGAUCGACUCCAAACUGGGUCACGUCGUGAUGGGAAACAACGCGGUGUCGCCAUAUCAGCAGGUGAUUGAGAAGACCAAGAGCUUAUCCUUCCGUAGCCAGAUGCUGACAAUGAACAUCGAGAAGAAAGUUGCCCACAGCAACAGGAAUGAGACGCCAAACUGGGCUGCUCAAGACACCGGCUUCUACUGAAAUCGAGGAUGCACAUGGACUGUGGGAUCCAAGCUUUUUAUCGUGCUCAUGAAUUUAUCAGUUUAUAAACAAUUAGCGUUAUAAAUGCAAGUUUUACCCUCUGCAACACCCAAACACAGGCAGCUGGUCUUAAGUUAUUGUAACUCAUUAUGCUUUAUUCAGAUUUGAAAAUAUUUAUAGAGUCAGCAAUGUUUCCACCUUCAAGUUUAAUUGUAUUUAAAGUGUUUUAUUUUGAUGAUUGUUUUGUUAUUAGCUAAAUUUUCUAAUUGCUGGUGUAGCAAUAAGGAAUUAAUUUAACAUUAAACACUUUAAAUGUU